This is a messenger RNA of Rhineura floridana, 1386 nucleotides long. RefSeq names its product procathepsin L-like. The transcript is spliced from 9 exons. Gene Ontology annotation, molecular function: cysteine-type endopeptidase activity. NCBI's taxonomy places the organism in Eukaryota, Metazoa, Chordata, Lepidosauria, Squamata, Rhineuridae. The record is from RefSeq and is a predicted model, not a curated record. The coding region runs from base 240 to 1235 and encodes 331 amino acids. Gene Ontology annotation, cellular component: lysosome. Gene Ontology annotation, biological process: immune response.
GGGAGAGGAAGUGACUUGGACCCAUUCUUUAUAAAUAGGGAGGCUGGCACAUAUUCUGUACAGAGUUGGGCAAGCAGAAGGACAAGAUUCUAUUUCCUAAAUCUUUCUGCUGGGAAAAGAGUUUAAUCUACAGGAAUCUCUGCCGCAUAUUCAGGAAAGUGUGAAAUCUUGUUCAUCACCUGGGUUCCAAGCCACACAUUUGUCUGAGAGUUGCAGAUCAGAGUGUUCUGAAUAAAGACAUGCUUCCAAUCUCCGUGGUGACACUGACCAGGCUGGUCUUGCUGACAACUUUCUCAGCAGCACUGGAUCCAAUCCUGGAUAUGCAUUGGAAUCAUUGGAGAGGCUCCCACCAUAAAAUAUACCAUCUGGGAGAAGAGAAUCACCGCAGAGAAAUAUGGGAGAGCAAUCUGAAAAUGAUAGAACAGCACAACAGCGAGGCUGGGGAGGCGAAACACAAUUAUACCAUGGCAAUGAAUGAAUUUGGUGAUUGGACUAAUGAAGAGUUUAACGAGAAGAUGAAUGGGUACCGUCCUGACCCGUUUCAUAAAGUCGAUAACAAUAUUGCCUUGUUCAAAGAAUCUGACACUUUGGUGACUGAAGCAUGUGUGGACUGGCGUUAUCAAGGUUAUGUCACCCCAGUGAAAAACCAGGGUAGCUGUGGGUCUUGCUGGGCAUUCAGCGCCACUGGAGCCCUGGAAGGGUUGCAUUUCAAGAAGACCCACCAGCUGGUUUCUCUGAGUGAACAAAACCUUGUCGAUUGCUGCUGGCCUCAGGGUGACCAGGGAUGCGGCGGAGGAUGGCCAGCUUCGGCCUUUCAUUACGUGAUGGGAAACAGGGGAAUCAACUCAGAGCGUACCUACCCCUAUGAAGGAAAGAACGGACCCUGUCGUUUCCAACCCUGGGAUCGGGCGGCCACGUGCUCCUCCUAUACAUACAUUCCGCAGGGCAAUGAGGGUGCCCUGGAACAAGCUGUGGGAUCAGUUGGCCCAGUCUCUGUUGCUGUGGAUGCUUCAGACUUCCAGUUUUACCAUCAAGGAAUCUAUUCCAAUUCUAAAUGCGGCACACAGUUGAACCAUGCUGUGCUGGCCAUUGGCUACUGCACCGAUGUACAGCAGGGACCAUAUUGGAUCCUGAAGAACAGCUGGGGUCCAACUUGGGGUGAGAAUGGCUACAUGCGGCUGGCAAAAGGAUUCAACCUCUGUGGCGUAGCAAAUGCUGCAAGUUACCCCUUCUGACCUGUCCAGGAGCCGGGAUCUCGUCUUCUGGAGCCAUCCCAUUCAGCGCAACGAAACAUCACGAUUUAUCACACUACUGCUUCUCUUCCCUUUUCUCCUGAUCUAAUGACUUCCGGACGGAGCAGAAAUUGAGUUCUGAAAUCAAAUUAUG